Messenger RNA from Cooperia oncophora, 348 nucleotides. The record is from the annotation of a GenBank genome assembly. Lineage: Eukaryota; Metazoa; Nematoda; Chromadorea; Rhabditida; Trichostrongylidae.
AUGUUUAAGUCGUAUCUACAUGCAUAUACUAACGAGAUGCCGGAAGCGAUACGCCAUCAUGUGGAUCAAGUGACAAACUGUGAAGAUAUAGCGAUGAAUUUCCUCGUCUCACACCUCACUCGAGAACCGCCAAUAAAAACCACCAGUAAAUGGACAAUCAGGUGUCCAACGUGCACGGAAACGCUGUCACAAGACGAAUCGCAUUUUCACGAACGACACGAAUGUAUACGACUUUUCACUAAAAUCUAUGGAUACAAUCCUUUGAAGUUUUCCCAAUUUCGUGCCGAUUCGGUUCUAUUCAAGACCCGUCUGCCACCGGACAAGCAGAAAUGCUUCCGAUUCGUUUGA